AUGUCUGCUAACCACGAAAAUCAAAUUGAACCAGAUAUUAACGACGUAUUUGACAAUAUUGUUUUUAUUGAAGAGAAAUUAACCGAACAAGGAUAUUCGGACGGUUUUAAAGACGGACAGGCAAGCGGUAACUCUGACGGUUUUCAUCUAGGAUAUCAUCGUGGAAGUGAAUUGGGUGCUGAACUUGGUUACUACUACGGAAUCACGACGUGUUAUCUACAAAAUAAAGUCGAGAAAGGCUCUAAAGUAGCUGGUGUUCUGGUGAAUUUGAAGCAGUCGCUUGAAGAAUUUCCGCAAACGAACGACGAGAAUUGUGAUAUAUUUGAAUUAGCAAAUGCAAUUAGAGCCCAGUUUCGUAAAGCCUGUUCGCUACUGAAAAUUAAUGGAAAGUACCCGGAAGCAGACGAUUUAAACUUCUAA
This is a messenger RNA of Bradysia coprophila, 420 nucleotides long. Its product is annotated as protein LTO1 homolog. Lineage: Eukaryota; Metazoa; Arthropoda; Insecta; Diptera; Sciaridae. The record is from RefSeq and is a predicted model, not a curated record.